CAUCUUUCUAUUUGCAUCACCAACAACAAGAAUCCACACAAACCCAUCUACCAACUCUGUCUGCUCCCCCUUGAUUCUCAUCUCUAAAAUGGCAGCUUCAUCUUCCUACAGUGGGCUUCCAAUGCUACUGUUGCUCACUCUAGUGGUUCUGAGCUCUUUAAUGGCUGCCCAUGGCGGCAACUUCUACCAGGACUUUGACUUAACCUGGGGUGAUCACAGAGCCAAGAUCAUGAAUGGCGGCCAGCUUCUUUCUCUGUCCCUGGACAGGGCCUCUGGCUCUGGAUUCCGAUCAAAGAGGGAGUAUUUGUUGGGGAGGAUUGACAUGCAAAUCAAACUUGUUGCCGGCAACUCCGCCGGCACUGUUACUGCCUACUAUUUGUCUUCUCAAGGGCCAACGCAUGAUGAGAUAGACUUUGAGUUCUUGGGGAACCUAAGUGGUGAUCCUUACGUGCUCCACACCAAUGUGUUCACUCAGGGGAAGGGCAACAGGGAGCAGCAGUUCUAUCUCUGGUUUGACCCCACCAAGAAUUUUCACACCUACUCAGUCGUCUGGAACCAACUUAACAUCAUCUUCUUGGUGGAUAACACUCCCAUAAGAGUAUUCAAGAAUGCUGAAUCAAUUGGCGUCCCUUUCCCUAAGAACCAGGCCAUGAGGAUCUACUCCAGCCUAUGGAACGCCGACGACUGGGCGACGCAAGGCGGCCGGGUGAAAACUGAUUGGACUAAAGCACCCUUCACAGCAACGUACAAGAACUUCAAUGCCCAGACCUGUUCUGGGACAUCUUGCACUUCCAGCUCUUCUUCCUUCUCAGAUGGGGCAUGGAAGAGCCAGCAACUCGACGCCUAUAGCCUCAGAAGACUGAGGUGGGUUCAGAAGAAUUACAUGAUUUACAAUUACUGCACCGAUUUGAAACGCUUCCCUCAAGGCCCUCCCCCUGAAUGCAGACUAUGAAGUUUCCCCUGAAGAAAUGGCCCUUCCACUGAAACUGUGUAAAAUAUUAUAAUCACCUGUGAAAACUCUGUUUUGGCUCUGUUUGCCCUGAAGUUCCAUGUGUUACACGAUCUCAAAUAAAAUGCAAUUACUUGUUUUUACUAA
Messenger RNA from Diospyros lotus (date-plum), 1096 nucleotides. RefSeq names its product xyloglucan endotransglucosylase protein 1-like. Gene Ontology annotation, cellular component: cell wall; apoplast. The coding region runs from base 89 to 952 and encodes 287 amino acids. The transcript is spliced from 3 exons. Gene Ontology annotation, biological process: xyloglucan metabolic process; cell wall biogenesis. NCBI's taxonomy places the organism in Eukaryota, Viridiplantae, Streptophyta, Magnoliopsida, Ericales, Ebenaceae. Gene Ontology annotation, molecular function: xyloglucan:xyloglucosyl transferase activity; hydrolase activity, hydrolyzing O-glycosyl compounds. The record is from RefSeq and is a predicted model, not a curated record.